Messenger RNA from Pongo pygmaeus (Bornean orangutan), 2073 nucleotides. Its product is annotated as O-acyltransferase like protein-like. Gene Ontology annotation, molecular function: acyltransferase activity, transferring groups other than amino-acyl groups. Lineage: Eukaryota; Metazoa; Chordata; Mammalia; Primates; Hominidae. The record is from RefSeq and is a predicted model, not a curated record.
AUGAUGAGCCUGACUCUACUAUUUUGCCUGCUGUCUUUUCAAUUUCCUUUUGUUUUUCCUGCAAGAAACAUUUCUCUGAAGUGCAUGCAAGAUACUGAUGAAUUCCUUUCCGAUCUGAAUUCAGUGAAGCCCAAAGAAUACGCUCUAAGAAUGUAUGACUCUCUGGGAAAGCUUGGGAGCAACAUUUUCAAUGGAAACAUGGACAGGCUGGGAUCAUACAGCGAGUGUCUUUCCACCUAUGCUCCCAAGGGGAACUUCCGAGGGCAGUACUGCAAGCUUCAUAUACUGCAGGAUGGGGCUGACUACAGUGUGGGCGUGUGUGUCCCUGAUUCUUGUGCUGAAGAGGAUGUGACUCUGAUGUCUCGGCUGGAUACUUUAAGAUUCAGAAAUACUUCAUUUUUGGCCCCUUCCCUCUUUCUUUUUACCAUAAAUUCUUCCUCCUUGUCUGAUGGGAGUGUGGCCAGAUGUGCUGCUGGAAAGUUCCCCCUGGACACAUUUGCUGCCGUGUGUCUGUUCAUCACCUUGCUGGAUCUCACCCUGCCUCUGGCUGGAACAGUCUGCGUAGCAGCUAGGGAAUGGGGGUCAGCCUGCAGGACAUCGCGGGAACACGGGGCACCUCUGGCCACUUACGGGAGUCUGCCAUUGAGCGAGGCGGAGAACAAUGAACAAAGAAGCGGAAUCCCACGGACGCACUGCCCGGCACAUCUCCCCCUGUCAGCAGCCUCGAGCAGAGGAAAAAGGUUUCUAGGAGCCGUGGCUCAUGCUCUGGAGUGCUUUUCUUGGCAGAAGAAUGUGCCAGCCAUCUGGACUACAAAGACACCAGGUGGCACCUGCUCUGCACUGAAUGGCAUUCGUGUCUUGAGUCUUCUCUGGAUCAUCUUGGGACACACCAGUCAGAUGACUGCAUGGCUGUCUUUGGAUAAUGUGCUUGAAUGGAAAAGCAAAGUGCUUAGAAACCCACUGUACGUUUACUCUCGGAGCGGUCCCUUCUAUCUUGGAGUUGAUACAUUUUUCCUGAUCAGUGGUUGGUUAAGUGCAAGCUCGUUUUUAAAGAUGCAUCAGAAUUCAGACAAAGGAAUAAUCCCCAAAGGCAUACUCAGAUACUUUCUCAGUCGCCUGGUAAGGUUGCAGCCUCUUCACCUGUAUUCAGUGUGCUUGUUGGUUGGACUGUUCUCUCUUGUUCCCUGGGGACCUGUCUGGGAAGUGCCCAAAUUCCACUGGGAUAACUGCCGGCAAGCAUGGUGGACAAAUCUGCUGUUGCUAAAUAACUUUGUGUCGGUCAAGAAUGCGUGCAAUGGCUGGACCUGGUACCUUGCCAAUGACUUCCAGUUCCACCCCACCACACCAGUGAUUAUCUUCAUCCACGCAAAGAGUACACAGAUCCUCAUCCUCCUUGGGUCCAUGCUGUUCUUGGUGUCUUUCACGGCCACCGCUCUGAUCACAUUGGCAUAUAAACUUCCUGUCGUGGCUCCAUCAGAAAAGCCAGAUCAUGCGACUGUAUUGUAUUUUGUGGAGUACUACACAAAGCCCUGCUGCUGAUUUGGGCCAUUUCUUGUAGGCCUCUUUCUGAGCAUUUACAUGCACCAAAACCACCAGGAAAACAUUCUCAGAACCAAGAUGCAGGUCCUGCUGGGGUGGAGCUGCUCCCUUGUCACCCUAUUUGCGGUGACCGCUCUGGCAUACAUGGUGGAUGACUCCUCUGCUUCCUCUCUAGUAGCUGCAGCUUCUAUCUACCAAGCCCUCCACCGGACCUUGUGGGCGGCGGCCGUGGGCUGGGUCCUUUUUGCGUGCCACGGAGGAUAUGGAGGUCUGGUGAACCGUGUGCUUUCUUGGGACAUCUGGAGUUUCCUGUCCAGCAUCAGUUAUGCUUGCUACUUGGUGCCUCCGAUUCUGAUCAUCCUUUACAAUGGCCUUCAGGAAACACUUAUUCACUACACCGACACCAACAUGUUCUAUCUUUUCUCUGGACACUGUGUGCUGACCUUUGUCACUGGGCUGGCCCUGACGCUGUUCAUUGAGAAACCAUGUCAGGAACUGAAGCAGCGCCUGCUGGGCCAUGAAUGUUCUGGUUAA